This is a messenger RNA of Capsella rubella, 867 nucleotides long. RefSeq names its product germin-like protein subfamily 3 member 1. Lineage: Eukaryota; Viridiplantae; Streptophyta; Magnoliopsida; Brassicales; Brassicaceae. Gene Ontology annotation, molecular function: manganese ion binding. The transcript has a single exon. Bases 59 to 685 code for a protein of 208 amino acids. Gene Ontology annotation, cellular component: cell wall. The record is from RefSeq and is a predicted model, not a curated record.
GAGAGAGGAGUAGAGAAAAAAGAAAAGAAGAGAGUUGUUCCUAAACCAACCAUUCAAAAUGAUGCGUAUUAUCUUCCUCUUAUCUCUCCUCUUUGCUCUAUCCAAUGCCUCUGUUCAAGACUUCUGUGUCGCAAACCUGAAACGUGCUGAAACCCCUGCGGGUUACCAGUGCAUUCGUCCCAUGCAUGUCAAAGCUAGUGACUUCGUCUUCUCAGGCUUAGGCACUCCUGGAAACACUACAAACAUCAUCAGCGCUGCCGUCACUCCCGGUUUCGUUGGUCAGUUCCCAGCUCUGAACGGUCUAGGCCUCUCUACGGCUAGACUUGACCUAGCUCCAAAAGGUGUGAUCCCAAUGCACACUCACCCUGGUGCCUCUGAGGUUCUCUUUGUCCUUGAUGGCUCCAUUACUGCUGGGUUUGUCUCCUCUGCAAACGCUGUCUACCUGCAGACGCUUAAACCGGGACAGGUCAUGGUUUUCCCACAGGGCUUACUUCAUUUCCAAAUCAACCAAGGAAAAACUCCUGCUGCAGCCUUUGUCACUUUCAGCAGCGCUAACCCUGGUCUGCAGAUUCUUGAUUUCGCACUCUUUGCUAACAAUCUUCCCACUGACCUCGUCGUGGGUACUACUUUCCUUGACGCUGCUACAGUCAAGAAGCUCAAGGGUGUUCUUGGAGGAACUGGUUAAAAGAGACUUGGAACUCCUUGACUAAAACAACAACACAUGUUCUUCUUCUUUUUCUCUUUGAUGGAUUCUUGUCAUCUCUGUUUUGUGUUCCUUGUAAUUCUUCAAAACCUGUCAACGUAAUUACAUUGUAUGUGAGCUUCUUCUUUUUUUAUCAUAUAAAAUCCUGAGUUGGUCACACUGCU